Messenger RNA from Parnassius mnemosyne (clouded apollo), 1476 nucleotides. The record is from the annotation of a GenBank genome assembly. Lineage: Eukaryota; Metazoa; Arthropoda; Insecta; Lepidoptera; Papilionidae.
AUGAGUACGCAAAGAACACCGCCGGGAACAACCUCUCAAAUAUUUGAUGGCGACAGCGACGGGGGCGACCAUACAUCUGUGCCUGCGUCAAUUAAUGUAGCAAAAAGGCCUAGCAAACGCCCUGCCGUAAUAUCUCCUCCAAUUGUGAAUUUACCAGAAGGCGUGCACAAUGGUACGAACACAGGGCUUCGCAACAUAAUUGAAGAUGUAGUACAGAGGGAAAUGAGUAAUUUACUGACUAAACUUAACAUCUCAAUGGGCACUUUGCUUAACACCCAACUUAAAUCAAUCAAAGAUGAAAUACAAGACGUAAAAGAGUCAAUGUCAUUUAUGAGUAGUCAGUAUGAGGAAAUUAACAGGGAGCUCAAGGCAUCUAAAAAAUCAAUGCAGGAGUUACAAAUAAGGAGUGAUAAACUUCAACCCACAAUAAACGAUAUAAAUUUUCGCAUAAACCAAAUAGAACAAGCAGCAAGAUCUAAUAAUCUUGAGAUUCAAUGCAUGCCGGAAAAGAAAAAUGAAAGUUUAGUUGAAUUAGUAUCUCGGUUGCGCUCUAUAGUUAAUUAUAAAAUAUCUGAACAGAACAUCCUCUACUGUGCACGCACUGCGAAAUACGUAGAAAAUAAUGUAUAUCCAAUGAUUGUAGGUGAUUUAAGCCAAAUAGAUUGGAGCGAAAUAAAUAAUACAUUCUCUGCCACUCAAUCAACGCUAUGUCAGACACUAAUUGAUUUUGCUUGUAUGAAUAACUUUAAACAGUACAACGAUAUUCCGAAUUCUAAGGGAAAAGCCCUGGAUCUAGUAUUCUUAGAGCAAUCACAUUUAUUAGUACAGGUAGACCGUGCUACCGAUGUUUUGUCUGCAAUCGAUGUGCUGCAUCCUCCCUUAGAAAUACUUUUAAAAACAAAAAAAUAUUACAACUUAAUAGCACAAAACUGUAACUUUACUAGUCGAAACUUUUUUAGGGCCGACUAUGAAAUGAUCAACAGAAAACUGGUGGAAAUUGACUGGUCCCAAGUUUUUUUCGGAAUACGAAAGGUGGACGACAUGGUAACAAUAUUUUAUGAUAAACUUAACAAAAUCAUUAACGAGGAUGUUCCAAUUGUAAAAAAACGAAACAAAAAAAUUCCGAAAUGGUUUAGCUCUUGUUUGAUCAAGGCAUUGCAUGAGAAAUAUAAAAUAAGACUUAGAUACAAAAAACAUAACAAUCCGUUAGACAAAAUAGAAUUGAAUAUUUGUAGAAAAAGGUGUGAAAAACUAUCGUUGGAUGCCUACAAUUCCUAUAUAAAACGCACUGAAGAAAAUAUUGCCCUUAAUUCCAAAUUCUUUUGGUCUUUUGUCAAAUCGAAACGUGGCAGUCUGAAUUCAUAUCCGGCCGAGAUGACAGAUGGUUCCGUAACAACAUCUGAUGGUCAAGAUAUUUGUAACCUUUUUGCAUCGCAUUUCUCCUCUGUCUACAGUGAAGAACAGUCUCAUCAAUAG